Bathycoccus prasinos is the source of this 288-nucleotide messenger RNA. RefSeq lists its product with no specific name. Gene Ontology annotation, cellular component: U2 snRNP; precatalytic spliceosome. Bases 1 to 288 code for a protein of 95 amino acids. Lineage: Eukaryota; Viridiplantae; Chlorophyta; Mamiellophyceae; Mamiellales; Bathycoccaceae. The record is from RefSeq and is a predicted model, not a curated record. Gene Ontology annotation, biological process: mRNA splicing, via spliceosome. The transcript has a single exon.
AUGUCCGAACUCGCCGGCGCGGAUAGGUUCAACAUUAAUUCGCAGCUCGAGGCGUUGCAAACCCGGUACGUCGGCACCGGGCACGCCGACGUCUCCAAGUACGAGUGGAUCGUCAAUCAACAUCGAGACUCGUUAGCGCAAUACGUCGGGAAACAUUCCAUGCUCCAAUAUUUCGCAGUCGCGGAGAACGAGAGCAUCAGCAGAGUCGGGUACCAGAUGAAACAGAAGAUGCUCCUGCCGUGCGGAUUACCACCACCACCGAAAGAAGAGGAGGGGGAAGACGAGUAG